UGUCAAAGUGCCCAAAUCAAAAAUGGCCGCUGACAGCUUCCGCUCAAGAAUCCUCUCCAUGGUGUCUGACAGAGGACGCUACAUGCUCCUCUUCCGUUCAGCCGCGUCAAGAAGAUGCGCCGGAAGUGACGUCAUCGCCGCCUGCCAUUGGAACAUGAGCGCCUGUAGAGGAUUUGCCCUUCUUUCCCGCAACGUCCUGGCGGCGUCCCGUUGUCAGGUGCUCAGAACAAGGCAGCCCCCCUCUUGUUACUGUGCUGUUACCCAGACAUACAGACAUGUGACAUCUGCUUUCUGUUUUAGAAAUAGCCGAGCGGUAACUACAGUGACCUCAGGGACGCCUCCAAAUGACCUACAGGCCAGCGUGCAGAAGUUGAUAAGCACUACGGAUGAACCAGACGUCCUGUACAAGAAAAUAGAAGUGUUAGCGAAGGGUCAUGACAAAUCUGUGCUGGAUAGUUACGAAUAUUUCAUAGCCCUGUCAGCUAAAGAGCUUGGUCUGUCUCUUGAGGUGCGUGAACCACAGAGGAAGAUAGAACGUUUCACCCUCUUAAAAUCUAUACACAUUUUUAAGAAGCAUAGAGUACAAUAUGAGAUGAGGACACAUUACAGAAACUUUAAACUGACACAUCUGACAGGGAGCACAGCGGACGUGUACUUAGAAUAUAUCCAGCGCAAUGUCCCUGAAGGGGUGGCCUUAGAAAUCACAAAGACCAAACUUGAAAAAUUACCAGACCAUCUAAAACAGCCAAUAUGGGACACGCUGGACCGUGAAGAACAGAAAGAACCUGUGUGAUCUGUGCCAUUGCCUUUGUAAGGCUAUAAUACUAAACCUGUUAUAAUAAAAUGUUGGACCAGA
Messenger RNA from Hyla sarda, 856 nucleotides. It is a transcript of the gene MRPS10, whose product is annotated as mitochondrial ribosomal protein S10. NCBI's taxonomy places the organism in Eukaryota, Metazoa, Chordata, Amphibia, Anura, Hylidae. The record is from RefSeq and is a predicted model, not a curated record. Bases 23 to 793 code for a protein of 256 amino acids. Gene Ontology annotation, cellular component: mitochondrial small ribosomal subunit; mitochondrion. The transcript is spliced from 7 exons.